Messenger RNA from Phytophthora sojae, 4758 nucleotides. RefSeq lists its product as hypothetical. Gene Ontology annotation, molecular function: calcium ion binding; protein binding. The record is from RefSeq and is a predicted model, not a curated record. The transcript has 10 exons. The coding region runs from base 1 to 4758 and encodes 1585 amino acids. Lineage: Eukaryota; Oomycota; Peronosporomycetes; Peronosporales; Peronosporaceae.
AUGGACGCUGACUCCAAUGCGGUGACCUCCGCUCGCGAGUGGGACGCACUGAAAGACGAAGAUGUGACGCCACUGCCGGCGUCCAAGCCCCACGUCGUGUUUAGACUCCGACGAGAUGAAGACGAGAACGUGCCGUGGAUCGUCGAGCUCGUGUUCCUCCUGUUCAACGCGCAGGGCGAUGUCUUGCAGGUUGUUCGUGGUGCCCGAUCUACCGACACGUCCUCAAGGAGCCACCACACCAGCUCAAGUCCCAAUGCUUCCUUCUUCGGGGAGGACAAUUUCCGAGCAACCCGCGCCAAGUCGAAGGAGGCGAACGAGCGGGAGGUUGUGCGGUUCUCCAUGGCCAAACUGCACCCGUAUGUCGAGGUCGUGGGCUGCUUGGUCACGUACGCAGAGGACGAGAUCGCUGGAUCCCCUCAGCUGAACGCGUUCUCGCUCACCUGCGACCUGCACGCAGUCGACAGCGCUCAAGCUGAAGCCGAAGCACAAGCACUGGCUGCAGGCGGCAAGAGAUUCGUGUUUGAUGCAGGGGAACGCAUUCGUUUAUUCGGAAUCUCGCACGACCCGAAAUCUGUACGAAGACAGAUCGGCAAGCAGCCGAAUGUCGUGGUGCUGUGUAAAAUCUUCCGACGCCACGGGAACCACCACGACUGGGCCUUCCACGCUGCCACCGACGACCGCAGCAACGUUGUGGUCCGAAGCGCAGUCACGGCGUCUCUGAUUGAAAGCAUGCAGAUUUUCCUCUUGGACCUCAUGCCCGACAUCAAGAUCCCCAAUCGGAACCCGCUGUCGAGCGUUGCUGGGAUCUGUGCCGCUCUCAGUUGCAACGAGUUCCUCGGGAUCGAACGGUAUUUCCCCGACGACGAUGGGCUUCCCAAAGUCGAGUUUGCUCGACUUCUGCUCUGGGAGUUGAUGCGCAGUCGACCGAGUCUGAUGCAGCAUCUCGGCCGCGCGACUGCGUUGGUUGGUCUGCUGUUCGAGAUGUUUGAGCAGAUCGACAUCAAUGGCGAUGCAGUUGUGGACUGGGAGGAGUUCACGUCGUUUUGUGUCGCGAUUGGACUGGUGGCUACGCGGAUACCUCAUGACGAGAAUGAUCAUGACCAGGGACAAACCCACGGGGAUCCGGAUGAUGCCCCUCCGCGAUCGACGAUAGUCUACCGGCAAGAACCUCUCAGCAGCGGCACGGCAGCACGGACUUUUCCGUACCAAGUGAGCAAGUUGAAGGCCUUCCCACAACUAAAGCGUCUUGCACUGAUCGAACACAAGUCUCCACGCAUUCUAAUGUUCGACCUCGACAUGAACUUCCUUCAUGAACUCAACUGCAGCGAGAAGUUGGCUGCGGAGAAGAAGGCGGGCGAGAAACAAGUGGACGUGUUUGACUCUCUCGAAGUUAUGGACGCCGAGCACGUUCCGUCUCGGAACGCGUUGGCCAUCGCUAGCAGCGACCUGUGCAUCUCGCUCUGGUCGAUCAUCGACGCCACUGUCGGCUCCUACGUCUUCAAUGGAAAACUGGUCGGUCGCUUCCCAGCGCUCUUCGUCAAGUGGUGUCCCCCUCCACUCAAGCGCUUGUUUGUCGCUGGCGGAUCCACCGAUCAGGUUCAGCUCUGGGACCUCGAGGUACCGAUGCACGCUGGUGCAGCCCCUCCACCGCCUCCGAUGCUUCUCCCCCGACAUCACACGGAGCGCUUAGCUGCGUGUUUAGACAUCCCAGAGACGCCCUACGUUGCUACGGCCUCGUUCGACCACACGAUCACGGUCUGGGAGACUGUAGCAGGCACCAAUUCCUCUGUCGGAGGCCCAUCCGCUGUGUUAACCGUCUCGUUCGUACUGCGAGGCCACCAGCAAGCCGUCUUGACGCUGGACUCCGCUCACACUUUACUGUUGAGCUCUGGGUUCGAGUACCAAGCCUACUGCUGGGGGAUUCCCGGUAGAACGCUCAAGACGAAGUUGGGAGGGCACCACCACUGCCUGAUGGGCGCCAAGUUCGUGUCUUCUUCUACUUGUCUGGCGGUAACGGGGGAUCAAAGCGGACAUUUCAAGCUUUGGGACAUCACGCGCUGCGCCAAGGGCUUCUCUGGGAACCAUCUCGCCUCGAUGCUGCAGACUUUCGAGCUCCACACGCCCAAUUUGUGUCGCUUUCGGAUGUUCAUGACCUCCCCAGCGUGCGAUAUCAUCACGGGGAACUUGCGCUUGUAUCGCUUCAGUGCCGUGAUGCAGUCGGUCGGACAAGAGGACGCAGCGGUGGACGACUCGCCUGGCACCGCCCCCACACGGUUCGUGGUGUUCAACACCGUGGCCAAUACGUUCGUUGGGGUCGUCGAGAACCGCAUCACCGUGUGGAGUGCCAACUCGGGGGCGAAGAUCGAGGAGCCGGUCUCCAUCAGAGAUGCUGAUGUCUGUGCUAUUGCAUUUGAUAGCCCUCGUGAGCGAAAGCUUUACGUGGCGACAAAUGACGGUGCAAUUCGACUGUACAACCCGGUAACUGGAGCUUUUUCUCACUCGAUGUGUUUGCAGUGUUUAGUAUCAACGGGCGAAGAUCGGAUGAUCUGCGUCUUGGAUUCGCCGCCAGGAGAGUCGAAUCUGGAAGUGGUGCACUUUAUAGAGAAGGCGCACAAGUCGAGUAUCACGUGCUGCACGUGUUCACCUCCGCCAUCGUCAACCGAGUUGCAUACCACGAGGUUCGUCGCUACAGCGGACGACGCUGGCGGGGUACAAGUCUACGAUCUCCGCCGUAUCACGCUGUUAUUUCGUUGCGCUUCUGUCCACACUCGAGAGAUCCGAGCGCUUCACUUUCCCCCUGCAACGCCCGGACUACUAGUCUCCGCCGACGUGACAGGAGGCAUCUUCGUCUGGCCAACGAUCGGCGUUCGCAGCAGCAUCGCUUACCCCCUCAUGCGACUCGUGAUGGUCGAGUCCACCCCGUCCCGGCCUCUACAAAGCAAACUCGAGCUGGACGGCGUCACUUCCAUUUGCUCGACCAGCGUCUCACCUGAACCAUCACACGCAGCUACCAGUACACACCCAGAGAUGCUGUACGUUGGCAUUGAAACGGGCCAGAUCUUCGCUUGGGAUCUCCGCUUCCUCACUGGGAAUCCUCAGUCUGAAACACAACCAACGAGACGCUCGGCGAUUCUGCGUCGUCGAUCAUCCAACGCACAGUACAACCACGUUGACAUUCAAGCGAUUGAAGGGGGAGUUGCCAGUCGUCGGGCGUCGAUAGUCGAAGGACCAGCAGCUCUCCCAGUGGUGUCGUCGACCAAGUCCUGGAUGGCGCACCAUGCCGGUGUCUUGUCACUGCAGAGAGUUCCGUGGCCUGGUGAACUGCUCUCGUUAGGCGCCGAUGGCGUGGUCAAGAUCUGGGACCAAACAGCAACGUGUGUCGGCCACAUCUUGACCACAGGAGAGCAGUCGUCUGCCUCUGCUUCGGCCUGGAAGUUCGUCCGUCGCGAUCACACCGUGGGUGGAGACAGGAAGGAGCUGUUCGAACGCAUCGCCCGCGAAGUUAUCGCCAAGCACCAGCGUCGCCUGAAGAAGGAGCAGAGGAGGCAGCCUCCGUUGUUCCCCGACGCGUCGACGGCUUUGACCCACGCAGCGAACGUCUUGCUAAUGCAAGCGCCGUUCUCCGUGACUUCGGUCACUUCAGGCGUUCAACAUGGGGUCUUUGGACCGGAAGAAGCGCAACAUCUCCGUUGUAUCGCGAAGAACUCAACUGCGUUGCUGGCGGACGUCGCGGACAAGAAGAAGCGCGUGGCGGCGCUCGCUCCGCUGUUCUCCACGCCGGAAGAAAUGGGCAGGGCGAGGGCCAAAGCGAAGGCCAAAGCUCGUGCCAUGGUGAACCACAGUCCACAACCAACCCCGGAACUCUCUUCAGCAGCGUCGAAAACGUUGACCAAUUAUCCUCUGGAGGUUGAACGUCGUGCGGCUGCGGUGGCUAAAGCUUCGGUCGGAGCCUUCAGGAGGUUAGAUGUCGAGCCGUCCCAGUUCUUGCGCGAUAAGCUGCAGGACGCUGCCUCCCCAUUGAGCAAAUCAGUUAAAUCCACACCAACGAAGCGCCUGCAACUGCAACGCUCGUCAAUGGAGUCGACCGGUUUAAACAUCAAAAUGGACGCGAGUGUCAUCGUCCUCGCUCGCAACGUCAACAUCGAACGCAAGAUCAAGUUGUGCCAGAAGAUCGUCGCGAACGUCUGUCUCUUGAGUUCCAAGCCUAAAGUGCCUAAAGAACACGCAGAGCAGCGCCAACCGAUAUCUCCGACUGCGAGCAGUAUGCGUCGCUCUACAUCCACGCCAGCAUUGUCACCGGGCAAGAACCCGUUCGGACCUCACUACACUGUAAAACAAGUCGAGCAACUCGCUGUAGGUCUCGCUCGACUCGAUGAAGACGGAUCCGGGGACUUGAACCAACAAGAAUGGACGCAGUUGGUCAGGUUCUGCGGUCUCGAGGGCAGCGACCGAAGGAACAGCGCUACGAGCGUCGAGAACCUCUUCUACUCCAUCGACAGGGACUCCAACGGCACCAUCAGCCUCAAAGAGCUGCUCCCGACACUUGUACGUUAUGAAUAUGGCUAUUGUAUUAUCCUUGUUUGUAGUAUCCUAACACCUUUUCAUGCUUUUGUAUUAGUUCCGCCAAGCUUCACCCGAGCAGCUCCAGCAGAUGCGAACGUUGAUCCAGACGCGCAUGAAGGUGCUGCGAGCAAGACGAAGUCGAGUCAGAAGCAGCAGCCCCGCCCUCAUCGAAGAAAGCGACCAAUAGUCUCCUGA